CAAGGAAAAACGAUUUCGCAAUACUUCUCAAGCGGCUCCCAAUGAACUAGCUAAACAAUAACAGACUUCAGUGAACUAGCUACUUCUAUUGACAACAGCUCUGGAUUUUGGUGUACCUCGGCCACUCGAUGGACGAUUGAGAAGACCUUAACAUUCUGAAGGUUGUGUGCAACUGGAGUGCAGUGGAGCCCCCAAACCACACACACACCUGGACGUCCUGAGCGGAGUGCUGACCUCGUGAACCUGUCCGCAGUGACCGCUGCAGCGCUGACUCCAGCAGAGGGCGCCAGAUAGCCAGAGCACACGUGAGCGCCACGGUCGGUCGGACCCCUUUUAGAUGAGCAUGCCGUCACAGCAGAAGCCAAUGACGGACCAGAACGGCGUCAGUGUCAUCCAGAGCCAGACGCUCGCCAGCGCCACCCUCCCCACUGGAGGGGGACUGCAACAGGUGCCCCAGCUGGUCCCUGUGAGCUCUGGAGGGGGGGGCAAGGCGGCCCCCCCUAGCCGUCUGAAGAAGGGUGCGUCAUCGGACAAGGAGAGCGAUGAGUACCGGCAGCGGCGCGAGCGCAACAACCUGGCGGUCAAGAAGAGCCGCAUGCGCAGCAAGCAGAAGGCGGCCGACACACAGCAGCGCGUCAACGAGCUCAAAGAGGAGAACGAGCGCCUGGAGGCCAAGAUCAAGCUGCUCAGCAAGGAACUGAGCGUGCUCAAAGACCUCUUCCUGGAGCACGCGCACAACCUGGCCGACAACGCGCCCCCCAGCGCCGCCAGCACCACCCCCGGCGAGCCCUGCGCCCCCCCACACAACAACAACAACAAUAACAACAACAACAACAACAACAAGGGCGGCAGCAGCGGCGGGGUGGGACAGUGAUGACCGAGACUCUCCUCUCCUCACACCGAGGGGCACCACACUGCAUGCUCUUCCUCUUCUCCUUCUUUUUUCUUUUCUUCAUCCUGUCUUUCUGUUGGCUGCCCUCUCCUCUCUGUUCUGUCCUGUCCGGUCCAUCAUAUGUUCUCUGUGUCCAGUCAGGUUGGCCUCAUCUGCUUCCCUAAACCAGGAAUGGAGAAUUGACCUCUAUUGCUCUUCAUCGUGAGUGUCUGUGAGUGUGUGUGUAUCUGUUUUUUGUGUGUGUGCGCGCUCUGGUGUGUCAUGAGGUCACAGCACAGGUUGUUUGGCUUCUGAUGACUUCUGACGUUUCAGCUCAGCAGUGAUGACCCAUCAGAGCCCCUUGCCAGACACACACACACACACACACCAUGAAACGGUUGGGGUUGUCUUAAAGACUCCUUUGAUGUCAUUGCGAGAAGGGGAAAUGGAUGGGAUUUGUCUGAACAGGGUUGGGUGGAACACACACACACACACGUAUGCACGCACACACACACCCACACACGCACACAGGUGUGUUUUAUAUUUUGUCUUGUGCUGUUUCUGAACGUGAUCUUGACCUCAGGCUGCCCUCAGCCUCACCACACGGCCUUGUCUGCACAGUUUCCACGAGGUUCCCCCACCCCCGCCUCCACCCCCACCCCCGCCGCCACCUCCACCUCCCACACUGGUCCACUGCUGCGCCCGCUGGGCUCCACAGCUGGCAGGGGCCUGCGCCACGACGCUCCGCUCCGCCCGAAUGUUGUACUACACGAUUGGGGGACGAAGACAUUCGGACAUUUGGACUCCUGAACGAACGACUUCAGCUGAAAUUUUACUUGGCUCGAUUGUAAAGCAGAGAAGAAAAACAAACAAACUUUGAAACGUUUUUUAGAGAAGAAGAGAAGAAAACGGCUCCACUAAUUUCCAGGUGAAUGUUGGAUGAAUAUUUGAUUGACGUUUUGCUGAGUUGUCGAUGUUGCUGUGCAGCAUUCUUCUUGUGACUAGGGUCUCCUAGCUUUUUAUAAGAGUUUUAUGGGGGUAUUGUGAAUUGUAAAUUAAAAUUGAAUACAAACCUCA
This is a messenger RNA of Alosa alosa (allis shad), 1948 nucleotides long. It is a transcript of the gene cebpg, whose product is annotated as CCAAT enhancer binding protein gamma. Gene Ontology annotation, biological process: regulation of transcription by RNA polymerase II; DNA-templated transcription. NCBI's taxonomy places the organism in Eukaryota, Metazoa, Chordata, Actinopteri, Clupeiformes, Clupeidae. The transcript has 3 exons. The coding region runs from base 338 to 874 and encodes 178 amino acids. The record is from RefSeq and is a predicted model, not a curated record. Gene Ontology annotation, molecular function: RNA polymerase II cis-regulatory region sequence-specific DNA binding; DNA-binding transcription factor activity, RNA polymerase II-specific.